Haplochromis burtoni (Burton's mouthbrooder) is the source of this 1991-nucleotide messenger RNA. Its product is annotated as leukemia inhibitory factor receptor. Lineage: Eukaryota; Metazoa; Chordata; Actinopteri; Cichliformes; Cichlidae. The record is from RefSeq and is a predicted model, not a curated record. Gene Ontology annotation, molecular function: protein binding.
UUUACCAUCGCAGUGUGCUCGCCAUUCAGUCCGGCUCAGGUCCCAAUACAACAACCAAUCAAGCCCAUGGAUGCAGAAGACGCUACCUGACCAGGAUGAAAUACUGGUUCUCCCAAGAGACCAAAUAUUGGAGGUGGGCAGCACAGCCACAUUCUGCUGCAUGGUGCCAGAUGGGGAAAGUAUUAAAACAAUGUUUCUACACAACUACAAAGGCACUAAUGUAACGACUACAAAGAUCAGUGAACAUGUGCACUCCCUGACUGUUCACCUGGACCAAGAAUCAGAAAACUAUAGUGAUGUAAUAUGUGAAACAACCAAAGGAAACAUCAACGGAGCCAGUUUUCACGCCAGCUAUCCUCCUGAUGACAGUGAUCUUAAGUGUGAAACCCGGGAUCUGGAAUCAAUCGAUUGUUUUUGGAAUGUAGGAAGGGCAGCAAACGAACAUCCUGCAAUGGAAAGAACAUAUCAGCUCCAAGGAAGCUCAUGCAUCAAUGGACGUUCAGGUAAAUGCUCGCAAAAAGUGAAGGUGGAUGCAGCUGAGAGGAACUGGACCUUAACAGCAACUAAUCGGCUGGGAAAGCUCGAGAUCCAUGACAACGCGGACCUGACCAAAAGAGUGCACAUGGUUGCUCCAGACAAAGUGGCAGCUUCAACUGUGAACCCCAGAAACAUCAGUCUGAAAUGGAGCUGGACUGUGCAGAAGUACAGUAAUCUCAACAUCACAUGCCAAGUACAUGUCAGUGAUGGAAACUCUAAUACCAAAACUGAAAACUUUGGAGUUGACCUCACAGCUGCAGUCAUCAAGGACUUGAUACCACACUGGAACUAUGUUGUGAGGGUCCGAUGUGGAACAUCACAGCAUUUCUGGAAAUGGGGUGACUGGAGCAAAAGUGUCAAAAUCUGCACGAAGGGUGAUGUCGCUCUUGGAGCUACCAGCCUGAUUGAAAAGAACCUGAACAUCAGUUCGUACACCUUCAUGGUAAACGCACAAACAGCAGUUUCAUCCAACACCGUUACCUUGAAUCCAUCGACUUACUUGACAGUGCUGACCUUGAUAGCCCUGGGAGCAGUUUUUAUUAUUCUGUCCAUCUGCACAAUCCUCUGCUACAGACACCGGGUGUGGUAAGCAGUGCACAUUUGCCUCUUUUGUCUCCAAAUCUUUGUUUGGCAUUUAUUUUCAUGCAUUCUAUCACCCAACAGCAUCAAGCACAAAGAGAGCAUUCGGCUAAACAUGUCAGUUGUGGUCCGAUUUGGGAGGGAACCACAAACUACAGAAUCCAGCAUUGUUUAGGCAACGUCACGCACCGAUUAAAUAUUAAUUUUAGUGACCCCAUAUUGACAUAUCUGUAAGAGAAUCAGGAUAUCUGUCGGGGAACUGUUGUUUCUUUUGUUAGCUGAUAUUUCUUGUGUGUUUCAGGUCAGUUUAUGGACGCAACGAGGAGUGCAAUAAAUUACUUUCUGUCUGGCUGCUUAAUGCUACCUCUAUACUCCACACAACUGUACUACUCAGUUCUUUAUUAGUUUCCUUGUAUAUUGCAUUAUCAUGAGGUCAUUUUCUCUGUUUUUCAGAAUGAACAUGUGUUUGAUCAUCAUCACUUUGGUCAAAGUCACUACAGCGAGGUCAUGGAUGUUCCUGAACUGCAUGAUAAUUUCUGACCACUAGAGCCUGUUGGUAGCCAGGACCUGAUGUGUUGUACCUUCUCUCCAUCUUCCAAAGAUGACUACAAUAGGCUUCUGCAGAAACCCCGCCAUGCCCCACUUUACCCACAGAGGAGUAACCACACAGUCCCAUUUCCUGUGUGUCCACAUACAUUUUAUUACUACCAAGACAUCUGCAUAGCUGCUAGAUGUGUGAACACAUUUAAACUUUACACAGGAACUUUAGCCAUCAUUAACUACAACAGGGGUGGGCAACUCCAGGCCUCGAGCGCCGGUGUCCCUGCAGGUUUUAGAUGUGUCCUUGAACCAACACAGCUGAUUUAAAUGGCUAA